Molecule: messenger RNA, 2751 nt
Organism: Lacerta agilis (Sand lizard)
Lineage: Eukaryota; Metazoa; Chordata; Lepidosauria; Squamata; Lacertidae
Product: coiled-coil domain-containing protein 180-like
Exons: 20
Coding region: 27-2669 (880 amino acids)
Source: RefSeq, a predicted model, not a curated record
GGUUCUCUAGGACACCGUCACGCCUGAUGGAAAUGACCACUGAGUUCUUCACUACAUCCAGUGGAAACACUUACAAGGUGGUUCUGAACUUACUAAAGCUUAAAAUCAAGAAAUCUGAGAAAUAUUAUGUGGGGAAACUGAAGGCGAAUUUGCUGCCCUCCUACCUGGAGCAAGUGUACCUCUCUGAGAGUUUCUUUACGGAUGUGAGAAGGCAAAUCCGGCUGCAGUUUUUUGAACACCUGGAGAACUGGUAUAGUGAGACGCUGUCCAAGGCCUGGGCCAUCGUGGACUCCAAGAAAGAAGAGAUCAGCUCUGAACUGCAGCUGCGCGCUCACCUUCACGAGCCAAGGCGGGAGCGCAUUGAGAAGGAUAUCUACGAUGUCAGAAUGGCGGAGCUGCGAUUUCACAACGAUCGCUUAGUGCGACACUGCAGUGGUGUGGUGGAGGCCCUGAAUAAAGAAAAAGCCGCCUUCUCCAAGCUCCGAGAAGAGCAGAACCUUGUCAGCAAGACUUUCCGGCAGAAGAUCCAAGACCUGGAGAACAUCUUCCUGACGGAGACCAGGGCAGAAAAGCUGUUGGCUCUCAGCAACAAUAUGCGUACGGAGCUGACUGACCACGUGGAGGUGAUGCAGCUCUCCCUUCGGAGCUACAGGCAGUACUUGGAAGAAGCACUAGGGAAGCUGCGAGAAGCAAACACAAGCUUCCUUAAAGCAUGCAGAUUAUUUGCUGACGGAGGAAAUUUUUCUCCUGAGGAAUUAGAUGGCUUCAUCAAGCGCCUGCACAAGGAGAGUGGGCGCAUUGAGUUUGUUGAGGGCUUGAUCAUGAUUGACUUGGAGAAGAUGGAGUCUUCUUACCUGGAGCAGGCUACAGAGGUCAUCAGCAGAUAUGAAAACAAGUUUCGUUUUCUGGCACUCGACCGGCUCUUCAUAGAGAAAAUCCAACGGUUCUUGACGAACACUCAAGUGAAAAUCAAGACAGAGGUGGCAAAAUCCAAUUGGCAGACCCAGAUGUUAAACUCUCACAUGGAGAAACUCAUCGGAAGGAUUGAUGCUUGUGCCCAUCCCACUGCAGAUAAGGAAUCUGUAACUUCAGAAGCACUCUAUGAGUUUGCCAAGUUUGUGAAGGAAGAACUGAAGAAUAGAAGCAAGUAUCUCGACUGCCUGCUCGAACUGGACCCUGUGUUCUCUUAUGUACAAGACCCCACAAUCCCUAACUCCGUGGCAACCUCCAUCCAAUCAGACAGCAUGCUGCAGGAAAGCAAGACAUUUGUGAUGGGUGUUGAAUGCACAUCACUUAUGAACCCAAGCCGGAUGGGGAAGCCGGCCUUUGACGAUGCCGCGAUUAGUGUGAUCAAGCACCUCAUUGGAUCCUAUCGCAUCAGAAGACUGACAGAUACGCAGCAUGAGAAAGAGCGCUUGCAGUCCGCUGCAACAGAAACAGCACCAGAGCUUAUGCCAAAACCAUUUUCUCCAGCGUUCUCUGGUGGAGUCUCCCAUCGCGAAAGCACCCAUGCUGCUCAAACCAACGCGUCCUUCACAUCUGCACGGAAAUCUAGUUCCAUUGGCAAGCGGAUGUCAGGAAGUGUCAGCUCCAUACAGAGAUAUACAAAAACCACUCGGAUUGAGAGGAAGAUGCAGAUCUUUGGAGACAAGCCGAAAGACAAUGAUUCUGAACAUUUGAAAGGAAUUAUCUUCAGCAUCCUGUGGGACAACUUUGAUAUUAUUAUGAAUUCUGCAGAGGAAUUCUACAAAAAGGAAAAGCAUCAGAUUACUCGGCCAGAAUACUUGCAAGAAACCUAUGACUUGUGUGUUGACGUGUUGGGGCAAAAGCUUCUGAUGUAUUUACUGCAGGUAGACGAGUAUCGUAUAGCCUGCAUUUCUGAGUUCCGGGAUCAGCUGAAGAUCUUUGAGGAACAGCUCCCCCACAUUGUUCGGAUGCUUAUUGGCAGACUCCACCAAGAUCAUGAGCAGCUCUUCAUGGAUUCCAUGGAGCAGAUACGGCACAACCUACAGGACCAGAUGCAGAAAUGGGACAUUGCAAAGGAGAAGAACAAGCACAAGCUGCGACCGACUCUGGGCCACCCUGACAAUUUGCCCCAGCUGGAGGCUCUGUGCCAAGAGGAGGAGGAAAGACAGAAGGAGCAGGCCAAAGGGAUCCGUCUAUCCACCAAGCAGCAAGAGGACUGUGUCAUCAACUGCGCCCAGAGAUUUGUCUCCAGUCUGGCUGCCACCACGGAAAAAAUGCUUAUGGAGAUGGAUGACAGCCUCACCGUUGACGAUGUACAGCAGGGAAGGGUGGAAGUCUCCCGGGAGAAGACCUCUACCUUGCUCCGUCGCAAGAAAGCCGGCCUUUCCUUAGAAAGAGAAGAAUACAAGCUGGUGGCUGAGCGGGGAAGCAGGACCUGGCCUGGAAUCCCAAGAACUACUCUGGUGGGUCUUCCAAACCAAAUCAUCUGCCGAGAAACCACCUCACUGACGACAUCCAAGACCACCCUGGGUCACAUGGCAGUGGUAGAAAAAAGGGAUGCUGUUUAUGUGGGAUUCAAGGAACUGUUGGAGGUGGAAUUUGCCAGGAUUAAAAAGGAGAAAACAGCCCUUCUAAUGAAGGCCCAGCACUGGACAGACUGGUGGAAGAAGUCAGUGCAGAAGAUCAAGCAGCUCUACGCAUGAAUCUGCCACACUUUUCUGCCUUCACGCGUUCUCAUUUCUCCCUCUGUAAGCAAUAUAUUCCCCCCCUUGAGUAAAUAUAUUA